This is a messenger RNA of Aspergillus luchuensis, 597 nucleotides long. Its product is annotated as F1F0 ATP synthase subunit g. Gene Ontology annotation, molecular function: proton transmembrane transporter activity. Bases 1 to 597 code for a protein of 198 amino acids. Gene Ontology annotation, biological process: proton motive force-driven ATP synthesis. The record is from RefSeq and is a predicted model, not a curated record. The transcript is spliced from 3 exons. NCBI's taxonomy places the organism in Eukaryota, Fungi, Ascomycota, Eurotiomycetes, Eurotiales, Aspergillaceae.
AUGCCCGCCACGGCGUCCCGUGCCGUGCUUCGGCAAUCGCAGUUCCUGACCCGCAGGUCUGCGGUCAGGUACGCUUCUUCGACCUCCGAAGCCGCUUCCAAGGCUGGUGAGACUGCUUCCUCUGCUGCCUCGAAGGCGUCUGAGGGUCUUUCUCGCGUCUCUUCGACGGCUGGCCCCGCCAUCUCGAACGCCGCCCAGGGUCUCGGUAGCGCCCUCAGGAAGGUCGGUGGAAGGACCGGAAAAGUCAUCGCUUUUGUCGAUUCCAUGAUACCCCCUACCGUCUACUACUCGAAGGUCGGAAUCGAGCUUGCUAAGCUGGUCUUCCGUGGCCAGAACAUGACUCCUCCCAACAUGGCCACCUUCCAGGCUUACUUCCAGCCUCUGACCAACGCCUUCCGUAACCCUGCCGCCUUCAAGAACUCCAGCUUCGCUCCCUCGAACAUCAUCUCCCGCGUUCGUACCGCCAACAAGAAGGAGAUCGCUCUGGCUGGUGUCACCGCUGCGGAGAUCGUUGGUUUCUUCACCGUUGGCGAGAUCAUCGGUCGGAUGAACAUCGUCGGCUACAAGGGACAGCCUGAGCACCACGGACACCACUAG